AAAACAUGUCUCGCAAUACAUACUUUAGCAUAAAAUUUUUUACCGUUUUGAAAAAUAUUGAACGUUACCAACAUGAGAACGUCACUCGCGUUCCGACUUUUUUCAAUGGCUUUUUUAAUAGCCGGAGUAGCAUGUGAAACGUCUCCUGGACAGGGAACAUUGAAUGGUCAACAAUCCGAUACGCAGAAAAGUGCCCAAGACUCUGGGACACAAAUGAAGGAAUUAAACGAACAGAAAGCGGAUGAAAAAAAUGGACUGGACGAAGAAGAAGAAGAAGAAGAAGAAGAAGAAGAAGAAGAAGAAGAAGAAGGUAAUUCAAAAAUACGUACAUAUCUAGUUAUAUAAAACCAUAUGAACAUCGGAAAGAUCCUGGUAGUACU
Molecule: messenger RNA, 380 nt
Organism: Planococcus citri (citrus mealybug)
Lineage: Eukaryota; Metazoa; Arthropoda; Insecta; Hemiptera; Pseudococcidae
Exons: 3
Coding region: 73-345 (90 amino acids)
Source: RefSeq, a predicted model, not a curated record